Acipenser ruthenus (sterlet) is the source of this 3680-nucleotide messenger RNA. RefSeq names its product zinc finger protein OZF-like. Gene Ontology annotation, biological process: regulation of cytokine production; negative regulation of transcription by RNA polymerase II; regulation of immune system process. NCBI's taxonomy places the organism in Eukaryota, Metazoa, Chordata, Actinopteri, Acipenseriformes, Acipenseridae. The coding region runs from base 214 to 1875 and encodes 553 amino acids. The transcript is spliced from 2 exons. The record is from RefSeq and is a predicted model, not a curated record.
UCGCGCGCGCCGCCACCACGUAAACAAAACAAAACUUUUUUUGGGGGGGGUCAGUUUCAGCGUACCAGUGAUUCAGUUCACAUCGAGUGGACAAAAAUGCGGACUAGAAAAUCCUAUAAUAUAUAAUAUAGUCUAUAUAUCGGUAUAACUGAAUCCUGGCUGCAGCGCAGCAGACACACGAGCCCGGGAAUUGGUUUCACUGAAGUCAGACCGAUGAUAUGGGGACUAACCUACAGAUCCGGACAAAGGAAAUCUUUUCAGAAAACAAAACUGGAUUAUCCUUGUGAAAGAGAAGAAUUAAAGAUGGAGCCUGUCCAUAUUAAAGAGGAGGGUCCUGCACUGGAAUCAGUCCAUAUUAAAGAGGAGAGUCCUGUACUAGAAUCAGUCCAUAUUAAAGAGGAGAGUCCUGCACUAGAAUCAGUCCAUAUUAAAGAGGAGAGUUCUGCACUAGAAUCAAUCCAUAUUAAAGAGGAGAGUCCUGUACUAGAAUCAGUCCAUAUUAAAGAGGAGAGUCCUGCACUAGAAUCAGUCCAUAUUAAAGAGGAGAGUCCUGUACUAGAAUCAGUCCAUAUUAAAGAGGAGAGUCCUGCACUAGAAUCAGUCCAUAUUAAAGAGGAGAGUCCUGUACUGGAAUCAGUCCAUAUUAAAGAGGAGAGUCCUGUAUUAGAAUCAGUCCAUAUUAAAGAGGAGAGUCCUGAACUAGAAUCAGUCCAUAUUAAAAGGGUUAUUCUCAAUUCUAAACCCUUAAACAGCUUGCAGGGCUUUCUUCCUUGUCCUGGAUGUGGGGAGAGUUUUAAUCCUGAAGGAAACCUUGAAACAUCUCCUGGAAAGACUCUGCAUCGCUGUGCUGGAUGUGUGAAGACUUUCAGGGAGUCAGGAAUCCUGAACGGACAGCAGCAAACAGGCACUGGAAAGACUCCAUAUAACUGUCAUGAAUGCGGGGCAGAUUUCAGACACCACAGCACCGUGAAACACCACCUGCGAGUUCUGAAGGUACAGCUGGGUUAUCCUUGUGAAAGGCAGGAUUCAGAGAUGGAGCCUGUCCACAUUAAAGAGGAGCUUCCUGAACUAGACCCUGUCCAUGUUGAAGAGGAGGGUAACCAUUUUAAAACAAGCAGCUUGCAGGAGACUCUGUCCUGUACAGAAUGUGGAAAGAGUUUCAGUCAGUUACAAAAUCUUAGACGUCACCAGCGAUUCCACACUGGAGAGAAACGACAUGUCUGUGCUGACUGUAGGAAGAGUUUCAGUCGUUCAGACCAUUUGAAAACACACCAGAGAAUUCACACAGGAGGUAAACCAUAUGUCUGUGCUGACUGUGGGAAAAGUUUCAGUCAGUCAAGCCAUUUGAAAACACACCAGAGAAUUCACACAGGAGAUAAACCGUAUCUGUGUAGUAAAUGUGGGAAGAGUUUCAGAUGGUUACAAAACUUGAAAUUUCACCAACGACUCCAUACUGGAGAGAAACCACAUGUCUGUGUUUACUGUGGGAAGAGUUUCACGAUGUCUGGCCAUUUGAAAACACAUCAGAGAAUUCACACAGGAGAGAAUCUGUAUCUCUGUGCUGACUGUGGGAAAAGUUUCAGUCAGUCCAGCCAUUUGAAAAGUCACCAGAGAAUUCACACAGGAGAGCAACCGUAUCUGUGUAGUAAAUGUGGGAAGAGUUUCAGACAGUUACAAAACUUGAAAUUUCACCAACGACUCCAUACUGGAGAGAAACCAAAUGUCUGUGUUUACUGUGGGAAGAGUUUCAGUCAGUCAGGCAACUUGAAAAUCCACGAGCGAUUCCACACAGGAGAGAAUCCUUAUCAGUGCACUCACUGUGGGAAGUCUUUCAAUGCUUCCGGUUCUCUUAAAAGACACAAAUGCAAGUUGUGAAAGUUUAGGCAGAAUGUGAGUGUGUGUUCAUUCACCCGGACUCAGAAAUUCCAGUCUUUUUAAACAGCAGCUUAAUAUAAAAACUGUGAUAACUCUGGUGAAUGUCUACAGAUGAUACAGAUUUAUCAAUAUUAAACACAGUGCUCUGAAGCCGUUACAUUAUAAAGUACAUUCUUAGCAUGCAAUCCGUUGAAUAUACAGACACCUCGGAGCGUUGUGUGAUACGAGGCAAAGCCGAGUGCCUCCAACCCCUGAGAAGUCUGUAUAUUCAACGCAUACGCCGUGGGAGAAAUUCAUAGUUGUAAUUGAAUGUACUUUAUAAAAUGACAUUUCAAAUCUUAAACUAUGAGGCUUAAGAUGCUGUGAUGUUAAUUAAGUGUGUCUUCCCCCAACCUUCUCCCAGACACCUGGUGGACCAUGAAAUGAAUUGUUACCAUGAAACAUGGAACAUUUAAAUGAAUAGAAUUCCUGAUUUCCUUAUUUUAAAAGUGAAUUGAAAAACAAACCUUUACAAGUGUAUUAUAUUAACUUGUUUAACAAUCUCAGGGUUUUAGAUUUACUAAAACUAUCAGAUUGAAACGUAAUAAGUAAAAACCUAACUGUUUUAAUUUGGUUUUAGAAUCAUUUUAAUAACAAAUCUGGCGGACGCAAGUUUAAGAGUUGUUUCAGUAUGUUUUCCAAAUCAAAUUGAAAUGUUUAUUGUGUUUUAAUAAAGUUCGAAGUGCGAAUCAUUCUUACAUUAUUUCACUUUAAUUAUUAUAUAACGUGUUUAAUAUGCUUGUAACGGUAAUUUAGUUCAGAGAAUGAAACUGACAUGUUUAUCCUUCUGCGAUCAAUAUAACUAGCUAGCACAACAUGAAGUUUUGUUCUAUACAUGUUUUGAAUCCUGUUCUGUCUCUUUCUCUCUCUCUCUCCAUGGCACAAAAUGUUCUAUUGUUUUGUUCUAUAAAUAUUACGAAUCCUGUUCCCUCUGUCUCUCUCCAUGGAGGAGGGUCGCUUCCUGUUUUAAUGACGCACAUUGCUUGUGGAAAAGGAAGCGUCAUUCAAAAUUUCUAAGCCAAAGAAAGGACUGAUUUCGGUCAGGGAUUAGCUUCCUGUUUUACCCGGAAGUGAUUGGAUCUCCAAAGUAUACUCCUCUUCGGGCCCAAUAUUUAAAUCAAAACAUGCAUGAACUCGUUCUCUUGGAUUCAGACUCAUCUCGCCAUGAAGUAACCAUUGAGCCUUCGCUUGCAAUGGGGACUCAUUCAAGCAUCGUACGUAUCUUCAUCCUGAAGAAGACUCCUCGCCGCUACAUCCUGCAACUCUACAUGUUACAAAGAAGACAACUGCAUUCCAACAAGGACCAUGUCUCCAGAAUAAGUGUUACGAUUCAAAGACUUUGAGAUUCAAGUAAAAUACUGUGUUUGUGUAGAAAAACCUACAUGCAAACCAGAAGUAAAAACAUUGAAUACAGAGUAACACUUUGUAUGAUUAAAAACACAGGCGAUUCUACUCUGAACAAUUGAAAGAAGAAAAGACUUUAACUGAACUGGUGCUAUUGUGUGCAUUUCAAAACAAUGUGAACGUCUGAACCAUUUAAACAUUGAUUGAGUUUAUCUACAAGUUCUGUAGCAACUCUAGAUUACAACUUCCUACUAAAUGCAAUUGAAGCUGCUUCCAAACUGAACUUUUACGUAAACAUACAGAAGUCAGCUUGCGUUUGAAAGUAUUUGUUUCAAUGUUUUAUUACUGCUAUACUUAAAAUUCUGAUACCAUGAUUUCUAAUUAAUUACUUUUGUGAGCCUUAAUAAAAUUAAUCGUUUUUA